AUGGACACCGCUAAUUGGCCACCUUUGAAGAACUCAGCCGAAGAGACCAGCCAAGUACGACUAAAUAAAGAUGUGAUCUUAAAGGCCCUAAAAAGAGACCAAGAUAAGCUCUUGAAUCCACAAACACAACCAUUUACCAGUCUAAAGAAUGCUUAUGACUCUCUUCUGCCUUAUCACCUCUUCCUCUCGCCUACUUAUGAUGACCUCAUCUAUCAGACCGUUAAAAGAGAGCCAAAACCAAGUAAUACUCGAGCGACUCUGCAAGCUCUAGGAGAGAUACUCUUCCGGCAAGAGUCUUCUAUUGAUGAGUUAGCCGUUAUGGAAGAACGUCUUAGAGUUGAAGAGGAAAGAUACUAUCUUAAUAAGACUAUCAACUAUCGUAAAACCAAAAUCAAAGAGAUAGAAGAACGAAUAAUAAAUCAAUAA
This is a messenger RNA of Nematocida homosporus, 426 nucleotides long. RefSeq lists its product as uncharacterized. Lineage: Eukaryota; Fungi; Microsporidia. The coding region runs from base 1 to 426 and encodes 141 amino acids. The record is from RefSeq and is a predicted model, not a curated record. The transcript has a single exon.